UUUUAUUUUGUUUAUUUUUUUUAGCUGUUGUCUUUCUCGACGGUGAUUGGUCGACAGGCUUCUUACGUAGUACACCGUGAGUCGAUCUGGAUUCUGAUUGGUUGAAUUUUCCUAAUGGGUGGCGUUCAAGAGCUAACGCGGAAGUGCUUUUUUUUACACAAUAACAUAGUUUCAGCUUUUGUUUGCGUGGUUAUAUGAAGUGUUUUAAAUAAAACUUCGACAUUAAUAAUGACAUCCACACAUUCUCAGAAGUUUCUUGACCCAAAUCUGUAACAAUUUGUGGGAAAUAAAAGAUCGGUGCAUAGAUAUUUUCUGUCGUCUAUUAAAGUAUUGUAUGAACUUUUUAACCGAAUUAGCGGUUAGCUUCGGAUUAAAAUGAUAAAUGCUGUAUGUAUAAAUAUUGCCAGAGCCCUGUCAGGCCAGGUAUUUGCGCUACGUGUGCUGGUUUAAAGGGUGACACCCCACACUGAUAUCUUUGUGCUCGGCUCACACUGGGAGCUCUCUGGCUAAAAGAUCAGCAAGCGAUCAAAGCAAACCAGUCUAGUAAGUAAAACAGCUGUUCUAAUUUAGGGAAAAACGCGACAUUAUUUGUUAUUUGCAAGUGAAAUAGAAGCAGCAUCACAGUUUUAGGCAAUUUGAUCCCAUUCCUGUCGUGCUAUUGUGUGGAUGGAUCUAAAGCUGAACGGGGGAAGGAGGAGGAGUCCGUGAGACAACGACGCCGCGACCCGGGAACCGCCGAGGGGGAUAUGGUUAUGGUGGAAGAGGCCCGCGUCGCACCGAGCUCACACCGAAUUCAUUGAGUCCGAAAUGGGGAAGGAGGUAAACGGCGUUUCCCGGAGCCGGUUUGAGAUGUUCACAAACAGCGAUGAGGCCGUCAUCAAUAAGAAGUUGCCUAAGGAGCUGCUGCUGCGGAUCUUCUCCUUUCUGGAUGUGGUGACGCUCUGUCGCUGCGCUCAAGUCUCCAGGUCCUGGAAUGUUCUGGCGUUGGAUGGCAGCAACUGGCAGCGAAUCGACCUCUUUAAUUUUCAGAGGGACAUCGAGGGUCGAGUGGUGGAGAACAUUUCAAAGCGUUGUGGAGGGUUUCUCAGGAAACUGAGCUUGAGAGGUUGCCUGGGUGUGGGGGACAGCGCCUUAAGGAGUUUUGCUCAGAACUGCAGGAACAUCGAGCUGCUGAGUCUGAACGGCUGCACCAAGAUCACAGACAGCACAUGCAGCAGCCUCAGUAAGUUCUGCCCAAAGCUGAAGCACCUGGACCUCUCCUCCUGCACCUCCAUCACCAACCUGUCACUGAAAGCUCUCAGUGAGGGCUGCCACUCUCUGGAGCAGCUGAACAUCUCCUGGUGCGAUCAGGUCACCAAGGACGGCAUUCAGGCUCUAGUGCGCUCCUGUCCUGGACUCAAAGGCCUUUUCCUGAAGGGCUGCACACAGCUAGAAGACGAGGCUCUGAAGCAGAUCGGGGCGCACUGUCCAGAACUGGUCACGCUCAACCUGCAGACCUGCUCACAGAUCACAGACGAGGGCCUCAUCACGAUUUGUCGGGGUUGUCACCGCCUGCAGUCUCUCUGUGUGUCGGGUUGUGCCAACAUCACAGACGCCAUCUUGCAUGCUCUGGGACAGAAUUGCCCCCGCCUCAGAAUAUUAGAAGUGGCCCGCUGCUCUCAGCUGACAGAUGUGGGCUUCACGACGUUAGCUCGGAACUGUCAUGAACUGGAGAAGAUGGAUUUAGAAGAAUGCGUGCAGAUCACAGACGGAACGCUCAUCCAGCUGUCUAUUCACUGCCCUCGCUUGCAAGUCCUGAGCCUGUCCCACUGUGAGCUGAUCACGGACGACGGCAUCCGACACCUCGGCAGCGGCCCCUGCGCUCACGACUGUCUGGAGGUGAUCGAGCUGGACAACUGCCCCCUCAUCACGGACGCCUCGCUGGAGCACCUGAAGAGCUGCCACAGUCUGGAUCGCAUCGAGCUCUACGACUGCCAGCAGAUCACCCGCGCCGGCAUCAAGAGACUGAGGACUCAUCUGCCCAACAUCAAAGUGCACGCGUACUUCGCUCCCGUCACUCCGCCCCCCUCGGUGGGGGGCAGCCGUCAGAGGUUCUGCCGCUGCUGCGUCCUCCUAUGAUGAAAAGUCAACAGCCCCCCCCCCUACAGAACUGCUGCCCCGCACGCCGAGGAACGCCGCAAAAGUCUUGAAUGUCCUCAUAAACCAGAAGAGCAGAAGCUCCGCCUCCUCCCAGCCUGCCAACACAUCAGUAUUACCAAGCAGGUUCACUCGACUACAAUCUCCAUGACGACGGAGCGGCUACCUCUAAACAGGAAAACCACCAAGACUGCCAACAAAUCCCCGACACAAAGCAGCAGAAAGCCUUACCUCAGUUUUUUCUUUUUUUUGUAAGAAUUCUUGCAGAUAUUUGCACUUCCAGUUAAAAAAACAAAACAAUGAGACACUUUACAAACAUCUCCCAAUUCAAGAACCGGUAGUGGACGACCAUCCCCGCACGCUCUCCUCUCCUCUCCGCCUCUGUUACAAUCAGAAGCUUCAAAAAGAAUAUUUUUCUAAAAAUUCACACCAAUUAAGACUCACAAAUGUGUGUGUGGGCGGGGUUUGAGAAGAUGCCAAAUGUUGCAUGUAACUUAUCUAGUUUUUUAAAAAAGAAUCUGUGUAAAUAUGCGAGGACUUGUGGGGGUCCAGGACCAGGACAAUGAAAGAGCCGAAUGUUUUAGGGAGUCGGCGCCUCCACGGCUCCUAUGAGGCCUUGAAGGAAGACGGCGUGCGACUUUUCCCGUCAGAACCGAAUCGGACUCGCAUUAACGGUGGCGGAGCGACUCUCAAACUUACAAGGAUGGAUGGAUUUUUAGUCCCAGAGGGCUACGAAAAACUGCAAACCCGCCCUUUUAAGUAUCGAAGCCCUUCCCCCGAGGAUUUCCUUCGUCUCGCACUUUCUUUCACCAGCUGUGUUCUACGGAGAGAAAGUAGUACCGCCCACAAUUCCUGAUUGGUGCGUCACUUUACUUGAUUUGUAACUUGUAUAAAACAUUUUGUGGAUAAGUACAAAAAUAAAAAAAUUAAAUUUACAAGUACAACAGCUUGAAACUAAUUACACACGAAUCUGUAAUGAGACUCUUUUCACGUCUUAGUGAUGCGUUUAAAUACCGACACAAUGCUCGGUCAUCAGAGUUUCCUUUUUAGCCACUUUAAACUUAGUGAAUAAUAUCUGGUAAAACUUGACAAUUUCUCACAGAAAUGCCCGAUAAUUAAUAUAAAAAAGUCUAAAUACGUGUUUUAAGAACAUUAAAACUUAAAAAUAUUUCCCAGAAUUCAUUGCUUCCUAUGAUCAAGCCUCUCCAGCCUGUGGGUGUUUAGAUGGGCCUCGCGUUCGCCGUGGGAUAAAACGUUUAUUUGGACUUUUUUUUAAUUUUAUUUUAAUUAUUGGGUAAAUCUGUUUAAGAAAGUGGGAAAAUGUCAAGUUUUACCGGAUAUUACUCAUAGUCUAAGUUCAAAGUGGCUGGUAGGAGAACUCUGAUGACCGAGCAUUCUAGCGGUAUUUAAACGCAUCACUUAUCAACAAAUUCAUACGUAAUGAGUGAUUUUUAAAGAUUUUUGAGUGUAAUUAGUUUCAAGCUGUUAUAAUUUUAAUUUGCGCAUGAGUAAAUUGUAUUUUUUUGAAUUUUUUUUAUUUUUGUACUUGCGCACAUAAUGUUUUAUACGAGCUACAAAUCAAGAAUUAUGCACACAUAAAUGGGGGUGAUACUAAUUUCUCUCCGUAGCGUUCUGUCACUUUUAUUUUAUAGUUGUUCUUCCUUUUUCAACACUAUUUCCUUCGUUUUCAGCUCGUCUUUGCUGUGGUUUGGAUGAGGUUUUUGAAGUUGAGUUUUGGCCCUUUUUUUUUAUUUUAUUUUGUUUUUGGUUCAAAUAGUUUGUGUAGCUUCUGUUGAGAGGAAGUGUUGGCACCA
Oryzias melastigma (Indian medaka) is the source of this 3950-nucleotide messenger RNA. RefSeq names its product F-box and leucine-rich repeat protein 20 (gene fbxl20). The record is from RefSeq and is a predicted model, not a curated record. Gene Ontology annotation, biological process: SCF-dependent proteasomal ubiquitin-dependent protein catabolic process. Lineage: Eukaryota; Metazoa; Chordata; Actinopteri; Beloniformes; Adrianichthyidae. Gene Ontology annotation, cellular component: SCF ubiquitin ligase complex. Gene Ontology annotation, molecular function: protein binding.